UCUCGACCCUGCAAGUAAACAAACGAACUCAAUCCCCCCUCCUCGGUCCCGGUCGCCGCCAUCCAACAGCUUCCCCCUUCCCCCUUUACGAAGCGCACCAACGUCAACGACACCACCACACCACUGCACCGCCCGCCGACACCCUAUCGACUUCUUUCUUUUCCGUUACGAAGAACCGCCGCGAUGGCUUCCGAGACCAAGCCCGCCAAACCCACGAAGGCCGUCAAGGCCGACAAGCCCGUCAAGGCCGACAAGCCCGUCAAGACCGACAAGACCGACAAGUCGGACAAGUCGGACAAGUCCAAGGUGCACAAGCUCGCCCUCAAGGGCAGCGCGAAGCUCGUCGCCGAGUUCUUCCAAUACUCGAUACACACGAUCCUCUUCCAACGAGGCGUCUAUCCCGCAGAGGACUUCUCGGCCGUCAAGAAGUAUGGCCUCAACAUGCUAGUCUCCUCGGACGACCAGGUCCGAGCCUACAUCAAGAAGAUCAUGGGCCAGCUCGACCGCUGGAUGCUCCGCGGCAAGAUCUCCAAGCUCGUCAUCGUCAUCACCGACAAGGACACGGGCGAGCACGUCGAGCGCUGGCAAUUCGACGUCGAGAUCUUCGGCAAGGCGGCCAAGUCGUCCAAGUCGUCCAAAUCCGCCUCCAAGCCCUCCUCGUCCGCCGCCGCCGCCAGGCCGGACCAAGAAAACGACGCCGCCACGGAAGCCGACGCCGACGCCGCCCCCGAAAAGACGGAACAGGAGAUCCAGUCCGAGAUCGCCGCCAUCUUCCGCCAGAUCACCGCCUCCGUCACCUUCCUGCCCCAGCUCAGCGGCGACUGCACCUUCAACGUCCUCGUCUACGCCGACGCCGACUCCGAGGUGCCCGUCGAGUGGGGCGACAGCGACGCCAAGGAGAUCGCCAACGGCGAGCGCGUCCAGCUGCGCGGCUUCAGCACCAGCAACCACCGCGUCGACACCCUCGUCAGCUACCGCCUCGCCGAAUGAGGACCGGCCGCCGCGGUAUCGAUCAACGACAACAGUACGAGGACAAGGACAAUGUACGAUGCGAGUGGGACUUCAGUGGCGGGCGUCAGGGGUGAUACUGAGCCACCGCGUGAGCCCAAAUCGAGGCGAUACACGGGCAAUCUCAGGGCACUUGGCAAGUGGGCAAACCACUGGAGGGCAAGAAGAUGGCGUCGGGGCGUCUGGGCGUUAUGGUUUUCUUAAUCCGACUUGUUGCUGGCAAAAAGUGCGCCGCGGGCUAGAAUUGAACAGUCGGUCGUGUGCCAUGUGGAAAAGCACAUAGCAUCAUCAUCUAUAAUCUCACGGCUCAAAUGGCCUUCAUUUCCCCUUUUUCUACACCGACAUGCAAUAAUGCCUUAUUGUCUUCUACAUAGCACCGCCUUGUCGCCCGCC
Molecule: messenger RNA, 1401 nt
Organism: Colletotrichum destructivum
Lineage: Eukaryota; Fungi; Ascomycota; Sordariomycetes; Glomerellales; Glomerellaceae
Product: Putative HORMA domain-containing protein
Exons: 5
Coding region: 184-990 (268 amino acids)
Biological process (GO): mitotic spindle assembly checkpoint signaling
Cellular component (GO): kinetochore; nucleoplasm; cytoplasm
Source: RefSeq, a predicted model, not a curated record